AUGGCCGCAGUCGGGCAUGAUGUGGAGCAUGCAAUUGACGUGGACAUGGAGGUUGGUCUGACAAUGGGAAAGGGGAAGUCCGAGGGUGGUAUCGACAUAGAGAUGGCCGAAGUCAAACAUGAGGAAACUGAGGUCGGUGCCAUUCCAAAAGCCGACAAAGAUGUGGGCCGGGUGACUCCCACCAUAAUCAUUGAGCCACCCACACCACACACAUCAGCGAUUUUCAAGAGCACUGAGACCGAGGUCGGUACCAACACUGACAAAGGAAAGGGCCAGGAGAUUGGGCCGCCAGCCAGUGAGAUGGAGUGGAUCGUGCCUGAGUUAGCAAUGCGGCCAGAAUUGGGCUUGGCUGUCAAUUAUAUGCAACAAAGCUUUACACCCCCACCUGUUGAGCGCACGUCCCGGCCAGAAGGUUCGCGUUUGGUAUCCCGUUCUCGGCAGGUCAGCCCACCAGAUCCCAAGGAGGUUCAUCUUGACACAGCGCUCUAUCAGAAGAAGAUUGACUUUAGGUCCUUGAGCCCCCCACCGAACUUCGACAUGCAGACGAUGCAGCAGGAGAUCAGAAGACUUGCUCAUGGCCAAGCCGACCUCCUGCAGAAACUCCGAGACCAACAAGCGCAAGUCAGCGUCAUGGAGUCGUCUACCCCUACUAUGCGAGAGUAUUCGGCAUUUGUGGUCCGAAAACAAGAUAUUGACGCAAGUGCCCUUCUCCCCCUGGCAGUUGACUCACCCGUGACCCUGUCACAACGUCUUUUGGCGCUCGAAGAGAUUACCCAGUGUAUUCAAGAUCAAGAUUUGGCUAGCCGUCCUCUGUCGGAGAAAAUUGCAAGUCUAGAGACCUCCAUUUGGUUUGAGGAAGAAAAAAUCACCAGAGCAACUCGCCGGAUGGACCGUAUUGAAGAGUCUGCCUACAUGCGUUGGAAGGAAACACAAGAAGAUUUGCAGUCCAUCCGAAGUGAUCACCAGAGACUGGAAGCCGAGGUGAGGGAAGCCGUCAAGACACUGGAGAACAAGUGGGAGACUACGCCAGCUGCGUUACAAGAGAGUCUCACCCGGGGCUUUGAGAAACUUGCAAGCCGCAUCGAAACUGCCGAGCUAACGCUCCACGACCUCACCAAAUCAAAUAUGUGGUAUAACGCGGCCCAGUGGCUCAACCACCCUUGGAUUUUGGCGUACACGGAAAUGGCCCGAGCGGGACCAUCGGUUGAUUGGACCAAAAUGUUCUCGAUCCCACAACCCACCACCCCUACCUUCUUUAUGGAAGGUUAUGCCGGUCCCUCUCCCCCUUUACCUCCAUCUUCGACCGAUUCAUUGCUCCCAGUCACAGUCCCAACUCCCCCAUUGCCGGUACCGACAGCUUCAUCAUCGCUCCUGGCCCCAACAAAACCAACGCGUCGGGCAAAAUCAACCGAUCCUGUGCCAGCGGCUGAAACGAAGUCCAAGAGUAAGACAAAGUCUGGGCGAAGGAAACCCGAGGCCGGGUCCAGCGCCCAGCCACAAUCAGAGGUGACUCCUAACGACACCGCUGCCCCAGUCCAAAGCAAAAAAAGAAAAGGGGACUCGAUCGAAGCCAGGCCAAAGAAGACCAGAGUCGUGAGCGCGGAGUUCAUCAACAGCAGCAGUGAUGAGGAAACAUUGAAGCCGAAGUUGGAGUCACUUCGACCGGUUGGUGGGGAAGCAAAGGCGGUUAAACCCAAGUCCCAGCCCCAUUUCUCCCGCAUGACACCCAGUGCCGGCUUCAGUCUCAUCCGAAGGCCCAAGUUAGACCCCAACGCCAGUCCUCCCAAGACCGCCAUGGCCGCUUUAAGGCAAGCCAAAACUGCCGAACGUCUUGCAAAUCAGAAUGCCGCGAUUGCGAAAGGCAAUUAUCAGCUUGCGGAUAUCCCCUGUGAGGCCUGCAGCAAACGCCAAGAUCGAGACAUUGUUCCAUGCGCUAUCCGUUCCCCCCCACAACAAGGAUCCUGCUUCACCUGCAGUACGGGUAAGACGACCUGCACAUAUGCAGUAACCAAGAAAAAGGACACUGACAGUGAGGUCGAAGACGAGAUCCAAAAGGGGUUGCAGGAUCUUGAAACGGCCACAGUCUCCAGGGGAGAUGCCCAAGUGAAGAUCGUGAGGAAGAAAGCGAGGUCAAAGAAGCCGCAGGUGAAGAAGGUGAAGCCGGAUGUCACACUUCAGUCACCCACCUUGAACAAGCUAUUAGCCUUGUAA
Messenger RNA from Laccaria bicolor S238N-H82, 2211 nucleotides. RefSeq lists its product as uncharacterized. The transcript has 4 exons. The record is from RefSeq and is a predicted model, not a curated record. NCBI's taxonomy places the organism in Eukaryota, Fungi, Basidiomycota, Agaricomycetes, Agaricales, Hydnangiaceae. The coding region runs from base 1 to 2211 and encodes 736 amino acids.